Molecule: messenger RNA, 1260 nt
Organism: Candidula unifasciata
Lineage: Eukaryota; Metazoa; Mollusca; Gastropoda; Stylommatophora; Geomitridae
Source: the annotation of a GenBank genome assembly
AUGUUGAAGAAACAACUAAGUGAUCGACAAGGCAAUGCUCCUUUAAAUGGAGCUGCGGAACCAGCCAACUUCGGAGUGGCCGAUAGUGGCGAAAAUGGUGACGUUUCUAGAGUUCUAGCAGACAGCUCAGAGGAUCGUGUCCGCGCCACCUGGGAUUCUAAGAUGCAGUACUUCUUUAUGGUGAUCUCGUACGCGGUUGGUCUGGGAAAUGUAUGGCGAUUCCCAUAUCUGACGCAGACACAUGGUGGGGGUGCCUUCUUGGUGCCUUAUCUGAUCAUGCUAUUUGUUGAGGGCAUGCCUGUCCUGUACCUGGAGCUAGCUAUCGGGCAGAGGCUGAAACUGGGCUGCCUCGGCGUCUGGAAUGAGAUCCAUCCUUUCCUAGGAGGUCUCGGGCUGGCCUCAGCUGUGACCUCAUUCAUGAUUGCUAUAUACUACAAUGCAAUAAUAAUGUGGUGCUUCUUCUACUUGUUCAAUUCAUUUCAAAGUCCCUUGCCAUGGGCUGAAUGCCCGACAAUGACUGUGGACAACAAGACAUUUGUCGUAGAAGAGUGUGACAUCAGCGGUCCCACGUCCUACUUUUGGUACAGGGAAGCCCUCGACGUGUCCUCCGGUAUCGACACUUCGGGUGGAAUCAAGUGGAAGAUCAUGCUGUGUCAUGUGUUUUCCUGGAUGGUCAUCUACUUGUGUAUUUGCAAAGGAAUUAAGUCAUCUGGAAAGGUAGUCUACGUCACUGCAACGUUCCCGUACCUCAUUCUCGUCAUAUUUUUCAUACGAGGCAUUACCUUGGAUGGCGCCAUCGACGGACUGACGCAUAUGUUUACUCCCAAGAUGGAUCAGCUGAUGAACAUCCAAUGCUGGUUGGAUGCCGCCGCUCAGAUCUUCUUCUCAUUUGGACUUGCUUUUGGAGGUCUGAUUGCCUUCUCCAGCUACAACCCGAUGAAGAACAAUGUGGAGAGAGAUACCAUAUUUAUCGGCUUCACCAACUGGUGUACUGGCAUAUUUGCUUGUGCAGUCAUUUUUUCUGUGAUAGGGUUCAAGGCCACAGUGAUGUACCGUCAUUGCAUUGAUCACAAUAUUGCUAUCCUCACAGAAAUUUGUUCAAAUGCAGACUCGACACACACCUUGUGUUUUGACAUGAACGUAUCAUGGAGUCUCAGUCACGAGACUUACAAAAGUGUCUUUGAGAGUAAUCUGUCCUUGUAUACAAACUACACCAGCGGAUCUUUUAGACAUUGUGACCUCGAGGAAGAUCUCAACAAG